AUGAAAACUCAGUUUAAUGCUCAAAUCCAGAUUCUUCACUCAGACAAUAGUGGAGAAUUUGUCAAUCAUGACUUUCAGACUUACUUCCAACAACAUGGAAUUAUCCAUAUGAUGACUUGUCCUCAGACAUCGCAACAAAAUGGUGUUGCUGAACGAAAGAAUCGACAUCUUCUUAAAACCCCCCGAGCACUUCUGAUUGGUGCUCAUGUUCCUCGCCAUCACUGGGAUGAUGCUAUUGUCACCGCAGUUCACCUGAUCAACCGCAUGCCUUCUGGUGUAUUGACAUUUAAAACUCCCUUACAAGUGCUUGCACAAUACAAACCUCUUCCCUCUGUUUUGGUACUCACGCCCCGAAUCUUUAGAUGUGUGGCUUUUUUUCAUCUCCACAAAAAUCAACGUAGCAAACUUGAUCCCUGUGCGCUUAGUUGUGUUUUUGUGGCUUAUGCCACUCAUCAGAAGGCUACCGUUAUUAUCACCCUCCUACUCGACGUACCUAUGUCACUUUGGAUGUGA
Messenger RNA from Prunus armeniaca (apricot), 513 nucleotides. The record is from the annotation of a GenBank genome assembly. NCBI's taxonomy places the organism in Eukaryota, Viridiplantae, Streptophyta, Magnoliopsida, Rosales, Rosaceae.